Molecule: messenger RNA, 1530 nt
Organism: Lachancea meyersii CBS 8951
Lineage: Eukaryota; Fungi; Ascomycota; Saccharomycetes; Saccharomycetales; Saccharomycetaceae
Source: the annotation of a GenBank genome assembly
AUGGAGGCAACUAAUCUUCAAAUCUAUUGGCAUGAGUCCCAGCCAAUCUACAGUCUUUCGUUUCAAAGUUCAGGAUCUCGAAACGAGCAACAGACAAGACUAGUCACUGCUGGUGGUGACAAUAAAAUUCGAGUUUGGCAUUUGAACUUCGAAGGUCAAGACAGGAGCAAAGUUGAUACCAUAGAUUUUUUGUCGUCACUGAAUCAACACGAACAAGCUGUCAAUGUCGUGAGAUUUAAUCCUCAGAAUGAUACUCUAGCGUCUGCAGGUGACGAUGGACAGCUUUUACUUUGGAGGAAGAACGACACCAUGUCGAAAGACUUUGGGGUCGAUGACGAUGAAUUUGCAGAUUUCAAAGAAUCAUGGUACGUCUGGAAGCGUUUGCGUUCCUCAUCAGCUGCGGGCUCUUCAGAAAUCUAUGAUCUGGCGUGGAGCCCUGAUGGCAAGUUCGUUGCAACAGGGUCGAUGGACAACAGCGUCAGAGUUUUCGAUGUUGCUGGUGAAUCAUGCGUUGCAAUUGCUGCAGACCACAAUCACUACGUACAAGGUAUCGUUUGGGACCCACAGAACGAAUUCAUAAUCUCACAGUCCGCAGACCGUUCGGUGCAUCUGCAUCGUAUAGUUUACGAUGGCAGCGGAACUGUAGCUGAUCUCAAGUUACUGAACCGAAUUAUCAGAGGAGAUGGGCCUUGUCGAAAAGCGGCUAACUCCACGGAAUUGGAUUACAGCAACAUAAAGUCGUCGUACCUAUUCCACAACGAAACACUACCUUCGUUCUUUCGUCGACUUGACAUAUCCCCGUGUGGUAAUCUUCUCUGUCUACCAGCCGGCAUCUUCAAAAACUGUGAUAGCACAUCAGAGAGCGGUAAUGGCAAUGAUGAGCUUGCCAACGCGGUUUACGUUUUUACACGGUCAUAUCUGAAGAGUAACAGUAACAAGCCAAUGCUGGUUUUGCCGUUUUUCAAAAAGCCUGCCCUGGUUGUCUCAUUCUGUCCUCAACUAUAUCAGCUCUCUGAGAACCCAACGCCCUACGUGCAGUUACCUUAUAAGUUGGUGUUUGCAAUUGCCACGUCUGACGAGGUUUUUAUCUAUGACACCGAGGCAACACAACCCAUUUGCAUCAUAGGAAACCUGCACUAUACACCGAUAACUGACUUAUCGUGGCACCGAGAUGGAACCAUGCUUAUGGUAUCGUCCACGGACGGUUUCUGCUCCUACAUUUCAGUUGCGAAGGGAAGCUUGGGAGCUGAAUACAUCAAGAGAGAGAACACUCCAAUUGCACCACCAACGACAGUGGAAGGACCAGUUGCGAAGGUGCUCUCUAUAGUAAACACGCUGCCGGUAAAGCGGAAGGCGGAGCAAGAUGCUACAACAGUGCAAGCCUCAAUACAGCCGUCAAACAAAGCGCUCGAUACAGGACCGAAAGAGAAUGCCUCCGUCACAGGAAGUGAAAACAAAACACAAGGCGGCGCGAAGUCGGUAAAAAGGAGGGUACAACCGACCUUGAUACUACAAAAUGAUAAAAAUUAG